This is a messenger RNA of Numida meleagris (helmeted guineafowl), 2351 nucleotides long. RefSeq names its product fibrinogen-like protein 1-like protein. Lineage: Eukaryota; Metazoa; Chordata; Aves; Galliformes; Numididae. The record is from RefSeq and is a predicted model, not a curated record.
AUUUUCUUUGCAGCUGUGUGCCAGGAACCAUGGUCACUUUCUUCCCAGGUCGUGUUUUCUGAGGGCCAGAAGGGAACGUGCUCUGAUUACCACCCCCAGCAGAAAGGAGGCUGCGUGGGUCAGACGCGCUCACCCCACCCCCUGCGGAGGGCCCUACAAGUGCCUCUCCCACUGCGGCCCCACGGCUCUGCACGUCAGAGGGAGCCCCGUGCCGCAGCCAUGGGUGAGUGCAGGUCUGGGGAGGGCUCCUUGCAGGGCACUGGGAGAGGCCCUGAGCACUGCCCCGAUGGGGAUCGGGGAUAUCAGUGCACGCAGAAGGCUGCACUUGGGGAUGGGAAAGGGCAAGAUGCUCACCCCCCUUGGGCGGAGGAGCUGAGGCCUUUGGCUCCCCAGCUGGCACAGAGCGCAGCAUACGUCGUGUGUUCCUGCGUCACACGUGGGAGUGCUGGAGCCACGGGAUUUCCCACCUCACGUUUCAACAUUUUUACAUCUUCUCCCUUUUCCAGUAACCCACUGCCUUCUACUCCUUGCUUGUGUGCUGGUCUUGGCCACCCCACACCUCUCUGUGCCUGCGCAAACCCUGAACAUCUUCAAGAAAGCUCUCUCCAACACUUUGACAAACGCUCUGAAGAAAAACGUUGGCCCAAGGACUGCAGUGAGAUCCCUCCUGGCAGCCACAGCGGUGUCUACAGCAUCCAGCCCUCAGGCCUCCGCCCCAUCGUGGUGUACUGUGAGAUGAACGCGACAGACGGGGGCUGGACGGUCAUCCAGAGGAACCAGAAGGACACAGCCGUCACCUGGGCCGAGUCCUGGAGCACCUACAAGUACGGCUUUGGGAAUGUGCACAGCGACUACUGGCUGGGCACCGAGUACAUCCACCAGAUCGCCAAGCAGAAGGUCUACCAGGUCAGAUUCGUCAUCCAGGAUGCCUCCAACAACACCAAGUUCGCGGAGUACAACCUCUUCAGUCUGGACGAUGAGUCCCAGGGCUACCGGCUGCGGCUGGGAACGUACACAGGGACAGCGGGGGAUGCCAUGGACUCAGACGAUCCCAGUAACGUGCACAACAACAUGAAGUUCUCCACAAAAGAUCGGGAUCGGGACACUUCAAGAAAGAACUGUGCAUCCCGCUGGGGCGGGUGGUGGUACUCAGCACGUUAUUCCAUGCGGCUGAAUUUCACGGGCGGCAUGACGUGGGGCAGCCUGUGCAGAGGGGACUGCAAAUCCUCCCUCAUCCUCAUCAGAGCAGCUCCUCACAGCAACGUUCCUUCCUCACCAGACGCGGCCAGACCAGUGCUCUGCUGCACCGCUUGAUGCUGGCUGGGGUUCUGGGCGUGAGCGGGGUGUUCCUCUAUACCAAGAGCUGUUUUCCUUUACUCUUUUCCUGGCAAUUGGCAACAUUCACUGCUUUGUCUGUGGUGUGUCACCUGCGGUGGGUUUUAAGGAUCAUUAUUGGAACAAGACGUAAACGUUUUGGUUUUCCUGACCCUGCUCUGAGGUUAUAGGUGAAGGCCACAGACUUCAGCAGAAAAAUCUCAUUUAUUGCUAGCUAACCCAACCUAUGCUGCUCCACGCCCAGGCACACCGUACAGCUGCUGCAGCCUGUGUUCAUCCUGCAGAAUAAAACUGCUUUCAGAACCAGCACAGACAUGUGAAAAUGUCCCUCAUCUGCUGCCCGCCUUUAGCCAGGAGCAGACCCGAGGCUCCUGUUCCAAUAAGAAAUCAGAGGGGAAUUUUUUUGACAAAACAAAUGGGGAAUUAACGACAAAACUUGCACUUAAAGGAGGGAGCUGGGUUUCAAAGUGGGGACCUUUUGAAAAGGGAAUGCAGUACCAUGCAGCCGAAAGCAAGAGGUGAGAAUGUGAUGGUGUGCUUCCCCCGCUCCCCCUUCUCCUUCCAGCCUGACCAUUGCACCGACAGCCUUUUUCAGGCAGGAGGUGACCACAAUCCCGGUUGUUUCCAGCCCAGGCAAGCUGAUGGAGAAACCGGCACCGUGUUCAUCAGCUGAGGAGCAGCUGGGCCAGCAGCAGACUAACCACAGUGCUGAACGCUGUCUGAUUUAAGCGAGAUUCUGGGGGACCUAACAUCAAACUCAAAACUACAACCAGUAUCCAAUAUGACUACGAGCCUGUCAUCUUACCCCCAUGAACAGUAAACAGCCCAGAGCCCUCAAGGUCUCCUGUACCAAAGCGGAACGUAGGGCAGGAUCUCCUCUUGAGUAGGGGUACCUCUCAAGGUUACACGUGUGGCAGGAAUUCUUUAUCACACAAUCCCAGAAUCACGGGGGCUAGAAGGGGCCCCUGGAGCUCCCCCAGUCCAAGUCCCUCAAAGCAGUUCCCUGCAGUACGUUU